Messenger RNA from Culex pipiens pallens (northern house mosquito), 3399 nucleotides. RefSeq names its product protein deltex (gene dx). The coding region runs from base 766 to 2661 and encodes 631 amino acids. Gene Ontology annotation, cellular component: nucleoplasm. NCBI's taxonomy places the organism in Eukaryota, Metazoa, Arthropoda, Insecta, Diptera, Culicidae. Gene Ontology annotation, molecular function: zinc ion binding; ubiquitin protein ligase activity. The record is from RefSeq and is a predicted model, not a curated record. The transcript has 4 exons. Gene Ontology annotation, biological process: protein ubiquitination; Notch signaling pathway.
UGGGUGAGAAAUAAAUCUCGCCAUCUUGAUUUUUGUUAGAGCUCUCGCGCAACUCAGCUCCGCAGCAGUUCGUUGGUCGUCAUUCCGGAGAAGUCAAUUAAAAUUAGGCUGCCGAUGCGUUGGGACGGGUGCCAUUUUUGCGCGAUUUGAACUAUUGCAAAAAUGGGUGCAAUAAGGUGAUGCGUCAAGCGAUCGAUCGGUGAAUACGAGUGCAGUUUGUGGUGGGUGAGGUGAUUAGCAAUGAUUUGGUGAAGAUCGGAAAGUGAUCAGUGGCGUUCGGGCAGUGAAGAAGGGGGUGUGUGUGUGUGAGGGUGGUUGGUUAUUAAAUGGUGGAUUUGGGGUUUUUAAUUGCCCACCAGAGAGUGUUAAUCGCGCCCGAUCAUAAGUGCUCUCGUUUGGGGCGCUCCGAUUUAAGGUGGUUUGCGUGUGUGUGGGCGCGAUCGUUUCCUCCAUCUGUUGAGGCCAGGACUGGGCAGCAGGAGGAUCAAGAGGAGGUUGAAUGAACUCGAUGAUCUGCAUGAGCAGCAGCAGCAGCAGCGAAGAAAUUCUAAUAUUGAACAUCCUGUGUUGAAAAUAAGCUCCAAUCUUGGAGGCGGCGCGAGUCUUGCGCGUGGCCAAGCCAGUUGUGGAGGUGAUGUCCAAAGUGGAUAAGCUGAGCUGAACCGUGGCAGCAAUUUGGAGUUGAAGUGGAGAGCCGUGCGCCAUAAAUCGAUAUCGGCGAUCAAUCAGUCAAUCAGGGGGUGCCCUAGAAAGUAGGUUAGCGGAAUGACGAACUCUGGCCACGCAGUGGUCGUCUGGGAGUUUGAGUCGCGCGGGUCCAAAUGGCUACCGUACAGCCCUGCAGUGUCCCAGCAUCUGGAGCGUGCCCACGGCAAGAAGUUGACCCGAGUCCUGCUCAGCGAUGCCGACCCAGCCCUGGAGCAGUACUACGUCAACGUACGCACCAUGACCCAGUGCUGCGAGGAUCAGGAGUUUGCCGUAACGAACGUCCGCCGAGGGUUCUACAAGCCCAGCUCGCCCGCCGGCAAGGGCACCAAGUGGGAGUGGUGCGGAUCCUCCGGCAACGACUGGCACAGCUACACCAUGGAGGUCCAGUGCGUCAUCGAAGAGGCCUGGGCACGGGGUGAUCAAACCAUCGACCUCACCAAGACCCACCUCUGUCUACCGUACACGAUCAACUUCCUGAACCUCACCCAAAUACGCCAUCAAAACGGACCUCUCCGGAGCAUACGACGGAUACAGCAAGCCCCGUACCCGCUCGUCAAACUCCCCACCAACCAACAGUCAACCCAACAAAACCCACAAAACUCCGCACCCCUCCUCCCCCCAAAACCCAACCAACUCCAACAACCCCCACCCUCCUCGUCCUCUUCAAGCAGCUCCAGCUCGCAACCCUCCUCCUCCACCCCGCUCCACUCCAAGUCCAAGUCCCAACCCGUACUCUGCAACCCCAACUCCUCGCACCCAACCUCCAAACGACCCACCAAAACCCUCAAAGUCGGCAAGCAACUCGACAUGGUCCCCGUGACCCCGACCAACCUGGCCCGCCAAAUCCUGCACAACCUGAACAUCUUCGGCACCAGCAAGCACCACCAGCACCAGGAACUCCAGGAAUACCCCCCGAUGAGUCCAACCAACGCCCCCUCCUCGCUCCAGCACAACCCCCAGAACUUCCACCAGCAGUCGAUCCGACACCAGCGGCACCAAAGUGCCAACCAGAGCAGAACCAUGCCGUCGUUCCAGCGCCAGCGGAGCAAGUCCCGCAGUCGGGGCGAGUCGCUCAUCGAGACGGACGCGUCCAGUAUCAACUCGGGCCGGCGGCCCAGUGUGGACACCGUGUCCACGUACCUGAGUCACGAGAGCAAGGAUAGCAACAGCAGGAAGAGCACCACGCUGGGGUCGGUGUCGGAUCUGCUGGACUGUUCGAUGGGAAGUGACGAUGUGUUUACGACGGCGGGGGCGGGCUCGUCGGUGUCGUCGCAGCAGAACAUUCCCGGCGCGAUUGUGGGUGUCGACCCCGCCAGCGACAUGAUCUCGCGCUUCGUCCGCGUCGUCGAACCUCCCCAAUGGCCACACGCCCAGCCCUGUCCGAUGUGCAUGGAGGAGCUGCGCCACAACGGCCACAACCCGACGGUAUCCCUAUCCCGGUGCCAACAUCUGAUGCACCUAAACUGCCUGAACGAGCUCAUCCUGGGCCAACAGAAGGAGAAUCAGAAGAGCCUUUACAUCGAGUGUCCGAUCUGCAUGUCCGUGUACGGGGAGAAAAUCGGCGAUCAACCCCCCGGAACCAUGUCCUGGAUCGUCAUUCCAAGAAGUCUUCCCGGCCACGAAGGCCAGAACACAAUCCAAAUAACGUACAACAUCGCUUCCGGCAUCCAAAACCAGGAACAUCCCCACCCGGGCCGGGCCUUCUUCGCGGUGGGCUUCCCCCGCACCUGCUUCCUGCCGGACGGCAUCCUGGGGCGGAAGAUCUUGCGCUACCUGAAGAUCGCGUUCGACCGGCGGCUGCUGUUUUCGAUCGGCCGGUCGGCCACCACCGGCCGGGAGGACGUGGUCCUGUGGAACAGCGUCGAGCACAAGACGCAGUACUCGAUGUUUCCCGACCCGCAGUACAUGCAGCGGUGCAUGCAGCAGCUGGUCCAUCUGGGCGUGACCGAUUAGUUGGGGGGAGUUGGGUGAACUUUUUUUUUGGAAAGGAAACAAAUAAUCGUACUGAAGUUACAAGACUGGAAGAGGGCAGCUAUUUUUACAACGAAAAAAAAAACAAUCUUCAAGAAUGAAGUCUUCCAAACCCGGCUGAGUCUUCCCUGAGAGUGGCAGUAUUUUGCUAGUAUUCCAGGAGGUAAAAUUGACCUUCAACGGAUUUACGAUCUCCAAGUGUUCAGUUUACUUCCUUUAAAACAUCCUCAAAAUCGAAACAAACAUGUGCCAAUAUAUUGUCGAAUAUACUGUCAUUUAAGAGCGAGUGUGAGAGAACGUGUUAAGUAUUACAAAAAUUAUCAUUUUAACCUGAUAUCAGAAAAAACAGAGUUUAUAAAAGGCAUUUGUUAUUGAUCAUGAACCUCUCUAAGAGGUUAUGAACGUGUUUUUAUUUGCAAAAUUAGGCAUAAGUUUAGUUUUAAUCAUUCAUAGAGCAAUUGAUUGCGAUCUUCCAACACACAAAUCUUCCAAUUACAGAAACUUUAUGUGUAAUCUUAGUAAAGUUUUGCGCGAGUGUAGCUAAAUUGUGUAGAAAAAAAAGAAUUUAUCUCCGGCAGAUAUAGGUAUGUUCCUUCAGAGCGAUUAGUUUAAGUAAGAAAAAUGUGUAGUUUUUAGAAAGUAUUGAUUUUAGUUUUUUUAAUUGUGCAUUUCUAAUAGGAAUGAAAUAGAUUUUAGAUAAAUAAAUGAACUGUCAUAGAA